Messenger RNA from Williopsis jadinii, 1116 nucleotides. Its product is annotated as S-adenosyl-L-methionine-dependent methyltransferase. Gene Ontology annotation, cellular component: mitochondrion. The record is from RefSeq and is a predicted model, not a curated record. Bases 19 to 987 code for a protein of 322 amino acids. NCBI's taxonomy places the organism in Eukaryota, Fungi, Ascomycota, Saccharomycetes, Phaffomycetales, Wickerhamomycetaceae. Gene Ontology annotation, biological process: mitochondrial respiratory chain complex I assembly. The transcript has a single exon.
CGCACGAGGAGGAGCAAGAUGAACAGAUUUUUGGUGAGACAAUUGAGAGGUUAUGCUACUAAGCCAUAUGAAGUUUUCAACAGGGCUACAAAGAUAAGGCAGAGAGAAAGAGCUGCCAAUUUACCUCAGUCAGAAGAGGUUGAAUACUUAAGGGAUGAAGUUGCCCGCAGGGCCAUUGAAAGAUUGACUUUUAUCAAGAGAGACUUCCCCAAAGUGCUUAAUAUCGGAAGUGGGUCUGGAAAUUUGCAGAAACAACUUGUAGAAGGGGAAGAUGAGGAUACAAAAAUGGUGAAUUCGAAGUUCUCUGACUGGACGAUGUUGGAUUCUUCAGAAACGAUGCUGAACAGGUGGAACGACCAUCAGUACAACGAUAUGCUAAAAGUGACCAAGAUUGUUGGAGAUGAAGAGGAGUUGGACCAUCCAGAUCUGAAGCCUGAAUCCUUUGACGCAGUCCUGUCCAACAUGAGUCUCCAUUGGGUUAAUGACCUUCCCUUAACAUUGAAAAAGAUCAACGGGUUGUUGAAGAAAGAUGGCCUCUUUCUUGCUAGCAUGAUCAGCGAGGACUCUGUGUACGAGCUCAGAACAUCUUUACAACUUGCAGAGUCUGAACGUCGUGGUGGUAUCUCAGCAAGGGUUUCACCUUUGGUGACAGUGAACGACAUCAGCUCUUUGUUGAAGCAAAGUGGGUUCAACCUUGUUACCAUCGACGUUGAUGAGAUUGUUGUGGGCUAUCCUGAUCUUUUUGCAAUAUUGGAGGACUUGCAACUCAUGGGUGAACAAAAUGCAACGAACACAUUAGUCAGUGCACUUCCUAGAGAUCUGUUGCUAGCAACCCAGGCAAUUUAUAAAGUCUUCCACGGUGACAGUGACGGAUCGCUGCCUCUUACAUACAGGGUACUCUUUAUGAUUGGAUGGAAAGCCUCUGAAACACAACCAAAGCCACUUGAUAGGGGAUCUGGUGAGUUUUCCCUGAAAGAUGUGCUAUGACUUGUACAUAUUGUUUUUACAUCAUGUUUAUUAUUUAUUUAUUUAUAUUAAAGAUAUAUAUAUACGUUGGCAAUGGCCUAUCCUAUCAGUGAACAUACCCACUAACUGGGACAACUGGGACUGGCAGAG